AUGAUAUUGUGGAGCAUAGGACAUUCGUAUGUCCGGAAAGCAAUAAAUAAUCAUUAUUUGCGUACAUUACAUGGUCGUUACGGUAUUCUUGGUAUUGUUUUCGUACUUUUUCUAAUAUACUCAACCAUCGCUGUCUUCUGUCCUCCUGUACACUCGUGGAAAGAACCUUCAUUGAACGUAGUAUUAGAUCUGUUUCCAGCAACAUUUAAAUAUUAUACAAAAAGUGAUACUCCACUACAACUCAACUGGGAGAAAAAUGAAAUUGAUUCUAUAGAGCAACUAAUUCGUGCACCCGAUAUUCAACUAUCUCAACCAUCUACGAUUUUAAAACAGCCAAUUAAACAUACCUUACUUAUUAUUUUAGAAUCCAUUCGUACUGAUGUUGUUCCACUGAGUCCCACAUUUGCUGAAACUAUAAGAACUAGAUUUCAUUCUAAUAUAACAGCAGAUGAUGUGUCUCCGUUUUUAAACUCCCUAUGGAAGAAUUCUGUUCGUACAACUGCUACAACUGUUGCAUCGUACACAUUGAAAAGCCUUAUCGGUACAUUAUGUGGUAUCUAUCCUCUGAAUGUUGAUUUCUUGGAAGAGGUCAAUUCGAAGAACAAAUUUUACGAGAUUUGUCUACCAGAUCUACUUCGACAAACUUUUCGUACAUCGAAAAAUCAAUCAUCAUUUCGUUCGGCUUUUUUUACUGCUGCUCGUGAUGAUUUCGAUCGUCAACGAGAAUUAAUCAAUCGAAUUAGAUUUGACAACAUGUACAGUGGUUUUGAUGUUGUGAAUCGAACCGAAUCAGUACCUGAUGUCGGCAUGUUUGGACCAUCAGAUUCGACAAUCUUGCCUCUACUAUGGGAUUGGAUUGAUAAUACUUUAAAUGAAGACAAAGAACGUAAUCUAAUGACCAGUUUGCUCUUGACCGGAACACAUGAACCAUUUAUUAUGCCACCUACCGAACCAAUUUAUCGUGAUUAUAUUGAAUAUAAACGUGCAAAUAAAUAUCUCAAUACAAUACGAGUAGUUGAUGAUGUUUUAAAAACUAUUAUUGACGGUUUAAAGUUGCGAGGAUUGUACAAUGAGACAUUGAUCGUCAUAGUUAGUGAUCAUGGAUACGCAUUUCGUGAUUGGGGUCAAAAAUCUCUUGCUGCAUGGAGGGUAGCAUUCGAAAGUGCUUUUUUAGUUCCACUAAUGCUGCAUAAUCCAUAUCUUGAAGCAAAACAACUAGAAGGACAAUAUACAAAUAUGGAUAUCUUGCCGACGAUUAUGGAUGUAAUGUUAUCGUCACAGGAAACUUCUCAUGAAUCCACUAAUCGUCUACUCACUGUACGUCAAGAUCAAUUCAACUCGAUCUUGUCACGAUACGAGGGAACAUCUCUUCUUCGUCUACCCGUCGAAAAAGAAAAUCAACGGUACACGUUUCAUUUAGACAACCCUGGUAAUUCCCAUGUUAUUGUCAAACAAUAUCCACGGAAACUCAUCUACGAUGUUCAUCAUGAUGACGUAUAUCUUUUCCAUCUUGGAUAUGAUCCUCAAGAAUCUAUUGAUUUAAUAUCUUUUGAUCGUCAUGAUUACACGGGUAUUUAUCCUGAUUGGCUUCAAAUUGAUCAUAGUCGAACAUCAUCACGUAGCUGGUCAGGACGAUGGAUCAGUACGAAAAAUAAUCUUUCCGAUAAUCAUAAGAAGUUUCUUCACAAAAGAUUUGGUCAAUCGAUGUCAGAUUUAAAACAAAAUGUUAGUAGAAUAUCAUUAAAAGAGAUGUUGGAUUGGGCAGAUGCGACCUUGGAACUUUCCGCUGCUUGGACUGCGCUUGUGAAAGCACGUUAUUUUUAUGGAAACAUGACUUUUUAUUCUUUGAAGCACAAUUUUCAUUGA
Rotaria sp. Silwood1 is the source of this 1866-nucleotide messenger RNA. Lineage: Eukaryota; Metazoa; Rotifera; Eurotatoria; Philodinida; Philodinidae. The record is from the annotation of a GenBank genome assembly.